UGCCAUUCAGUCACACGACACGGCACCCGACCCGAUGAGUAUUAUCUGUUACUCACUCUACCCUGCCGUCAGGCUGCCACAAACAUCUGUAGAUAGAGCGAGCGAGCCGUCUUGCAUCCAGGCAGAGGCACCAAACCCAACAACACAAUAAAAUCAGUGAACACCAAGCAUAGAGAAAUUAUUUCUGCCAGACAACCACACACAAUCGUAACAGUACUGUGUUCAACGUCAACCUUUCCGUUUCGUGUGUUCUCGGAUUGUAUUUUAUUUCCUGGCAGGUUUGAUACUGCCUACCUACCUACCAGUGGGGUUGCCGAAGUGAGUCGCCCUCAGGAGGACCAGCGUGUAGUAUCUUCUACACUAUAGAAAAAGCAGGUAGAAAUUGCCCAUUUAAUUGCGCUAGGUGAUUGUUUCUCAGCUGGUCAUGCAAAUACAUCAUAGUUGACAUUGACAUAUAGAGGAUAUCUUUCUCUCGAGAAGAGCUAAACUGUUUGGAUAGUGUGUAUAGUGCAAUGUAAAUGCGUAUACAAAAGUUCGAUUUGCUCCAAGGACGAACUACGCAAUCAGAGCUUGCCAUGCGAAGGAAUUGAUAACGAUAGUCGGUUUGGUUUUUAUGACAGCCUUAAUUCGGUUUGAUAGUGAAUUGGAUCACAAUUGUGUGAAGAUGAGCCAUUUGAUAAUGUGUGGUGAAUGGUGAUAAAACCCAACGUGUCGAGAAAAUGGAUUGACUAAAUUGCUUUGUCGUAGCUGCUUGGAAGGGCAGUCCAAUUCACCUAGGCAACAAAUUUGACUAAGAAUUAACCUCAAUCAAACAGGAAAAUCGUCAAGCAAUCAAAGGAAGGGAGCGUCAUCAAUUUCCGGAACUCGUGAAAAAAGCAACCAGCGAGCUCGUAAAGUCAGUGAUUAUGUGUGUUAGUUACCCUUGUGAAUUUUGCACGCGGUACUAAGCACUUUAAUAUUUGCUAAAUUGCUUCAAGCUACGUAAUGCUAGCAGAAAAGAGUGCGUUUUAGAGCUGAUUCAAAAGUUGAUAAUAAAAAAGUUAUCUGAAGGGUUAUACCUACAAGGAAAGGAAAGUCAUCCGAAAAAAAACAUUGGCAUAGUGAUUCUCCUCAGCUCAGCUAAGAUAGGAUAUAUAUAUAUUCGGUAGCUACUUCCAGCACUGUGGUUAGUGAAUGGUAACAAUUCGAGAACGUUGGAGCUUUUUCCAGCAGAGAACAAAGAUGGAAAAAAUCAUUCGUCUUUUGCGAACCGCUUCAACGUAACCUAUUAGUUUUCCUUUGCUUUCUAAUCUUCAUUCUUCUUAAGUUAUUCUUCAAAGGAUCGAUGAACCGUAUUUUAUAGCUGGUGUUACUUACAUACGUCCUCCUUUGUUUGUGGAGGAACAUUUUGUCUUAAGAAAAGUAUUAGCUGCUAAGUAGUCAAUUAAGUCUCCCGAAAUGGCCAAGUUCAGCGGGAAAAAAUGCCGUCUACUGACGGUAAUGACAUUAACCGUGUUCUUCUUCUUCGUGGAAAUAGUCGUCGGUUAUCUGACCAACUCGAUGGCCCUGGUAGCCGACAGUUUUCACAUGCUGGGAGACAUUGCGGCUCUUGUGAUCUCGUUUCUAUCAAUUAAGAUGUCACCAAAGAAGUGGUCUAAAAAUACAUUCGGCUGGGCGCGAGCGGAAGUACUGGGUGCGUUGGUCAAUGCGGUGUUCCUAGUGGCGUUAUGUUUCAGCAUAACCAUCGAAGCCUGCAAGAGAUUUAUCGAAGUGGAACACAUACACGAGCCAGAGCUGCUGAUCUGGGUUGGUUUCAUCGGACUUCUAGUCAAUCUGUUAGGAUUACUGCUGCUGCACAAACACGGAGGUGGCCACAUGCAUUCUCAUGGGGGUUUAACACACCAGCACGGUCUAGGCUCUCACGGCAAUCUAAACCACGUAGUCAACUCGGACGACAAUGAGAAUAAGUCAUUCAUGUUUCAGAACGAGCAUCCUGUCACAAAAAAAGUAUCGAACCAUGGACAUUCUCAUGAUUCGGGGCAGAUGAAUAUGCGUGGCGCUUUCCUGCACGUGCUAAGCGAUGCUCUGGGUAGCGUUAUUGUGAUAAUCAGUGCACUCGUUGUACGAUUCACUGAGUGGGAAUACAAACUAUACAUGGACCCAGCUUUGUCGAUCCUGCUGGUUGUCCUAAUACUGCAUUCGGUUUGGCCACUGCUACGUGAUUCGGCGCUGAUCCUGUUGCAAACUGUUCCUACUCACAUUCAAGUCGACGCGAUCCAACGUCGGCUGUUGGAAAAAGUAGAUGGAGUGCUCGCCGUACAUGAAUUCCACGUAUGGCAGCUGGCUGGCGACCGGAUUAUCGCCUCCGCUCACAUCCGUUGCAGAAAUCUGUCCGAGUACAUGAAAAUCGCCGAAAAGGUAAAGGAGUUUUUCCACAAUGAGGGCAUCCACUCGACCACCAUUCAGCCGGAAUUUGUUGAAAUCGAGGCGCUUAAUAGUUAUUCGGGCUCUGACGGAAUUUCGAAUAGUCUAAACGGUAGCGCUACACAGGACUGCUGUGCCCUAGACUGCCCCACUACCGACGAAAGUAAUUGUAUAAAAGCAACAUGCUGCCAAAAUAACAAUACCAUUAAGAACCAACCAUCGUCACCGACACCAUCUCCUUUUUUGUGCCGCCAAAGAAAUUCAAGAACCGGAAACGAUGUGGAAUUGGGAUCGCUGCUGGAUCAGGCUAAUCCGAGCUCAGUGCUGACCGACAUGGACAGCAGCGGCCAGUCGAAAUUGGCGGUCUGACAGCUGACGACGAGCAGUAGCAGUAAGAUGCCGC
Molecule: messenger RNA, 2806 nt
Organism: Sabethes cyaneus
Lineage: Eukaryota; Metazoa; Arthropoda; Insecta; Diptera; Culicidae
Gene: ZnT63C
Product: proton-coupled zinc antiporter SLC30A1
Exons: 10
Coding region: 1438-2772 (444 amino acids)
Biological process (GO): intracellular zinc ion homeostasis; detoxification of zinc ion; zinc ion transmembrane transport
Cellular component (GO): membrane
Molecular function (GO): zinc ion transmembrane transporter activity
Source: RefSeq, a predicted model, not a curated record